GUGAUGAGGUCACAAGUGGUGCUCCCCUUCCCCCCCAUCUCUGGCUUCCUCAGAGUUAGGCAGAGGAAUCAGAGGGAAAAUCCACCUUCUCACACACAGCAAUACCAUCCACCUCACUCGACUACUUGUCAAGUUCACUACCAACACAAAGGGGGCAUAGAAAAUCAAAGAAUGUCGAGUGAUGAUAACAAUAAAUCUAGUGAACCCAAGAAUGAGCCCAAGAAUUGUGAUCCCAGAUGUGAACAAAAGUGUGAAGCCAAAUGCCAGCCCAGCUGUUUAAAGAAGCUGCUGCAAAGGUGCUCUGAAAAGUACCCACGAGAAAAGUGCCCAGCACCACCAAAGUGCCCACCGUGCCCCCCACCAUGCCCUUCUCCAUGCCCGACUUCCUGCCCCCCCAAGCCCUGUGCCAAGCCCUGUCCUCCUAAAUGCCCAUCUCCCUGCCCACCCCCAGAGUGAGGUACCAAGGGUACCACUCAACCCACUACCUCCAACAUCUCUACCAUGUUCACCAUCUUGGUGUUGAAAGCUGAAGCCAUGAACUGACAAGUAAAUAUGUCCCUCUGCUGUGCAAA
Molecule: messenger RNA, 572 nt
Organism: Canis lupus familiaris (dog)
Lineage: Eukaryota; Metazoa; Chordata; Mammalia; Carnivora; Canidae
Gene: LELP1
Product: late cornified envelope like proline rich 1
Exons: 2
Coding region: 4-456 (150 amino acids)
Source: RefSeq, a predicted model, not a curated record